This is a messenger RNA of Clupea harengus (Atlantic herring), 2328 nucleotides long. It is a transcript of the gene klhl29, whose product is annotated as kelch like family member 29. NCBI's taxonomy places the organism in Eukaryota, Metazoa, Chordata, Actinopteri, Clupeiformes, Clupeidae. Gene Ontology annotation, molecular function: protein binding. The record is from RefSeq and is a predicted model, not a curated record.
GCGAUGCUGAUGUUUCUCUCUCCUCUCUCUCUCUCUCUCUCUCCGCUGCAGGUCCCCCAUGGGCCCCCCCUUUGGUGGCGGUGAGUCAGCCGGGCCUCCUGACCCACUCCUACGGCCUGCCGCAGCCCCCCGCCUACAGCCAGGGGGUGUCCGUCCAGUCGCCCAUCAUCGGGGUCACCCCGUCCAUCCAGACCGCCAUGCCCCACCACCCCACCCUCGUCAGCGCCGCCCAUUUCCAGCUGCCCCCCCGCUCCGCGUCCUCCCAGCACCCCCCUCCCACCAGCCUGCUUAUGAGCAUGACCAACCCGCCCCCCCACUACACGGGCAGCCAGCCCCCUCUCACCACGCCCGGGCCCGCCACGCACCCCUCGCCGCACCGCGCCACCCUCAUGGGCAAUGGUCACCACAUGACCCCACACCCGCUCAUGCCCCCGCCCACCCUGCCCGCCGCGGCCUUGCCCCUGACCAACGGACAGACGGCGCCCCCUCCGUCCUCCGCGCCUCCCACUGCCGCCGGCAACAAUGCGGCUACCCAGGACGCACGCAACGGCCUGCAGAUGCUGAGAACCGUCGGCAUGGGGAAGUACGAGUUCACCGACCCCGGACACCCCAAAGAGAUGCUGAAGGAGCUGAACCUGCAGCGAAGAGCGAAAGAGUUUACAGACCUGAAAAUUAUAGUUGAAGGCAAAGAGUUUGAAGUCCAUCAAAAUGUUGUAGCUUCCUGCAGCUUGUAUUUCAAGGACCUGGUCAAAAGGUCGUCAGGGGAGACGCGCUGCGGUGAGAAGCUGGAGCUGCGAAUGAGCAGCAUCAGUGCGGAGGUGCUGGAGCUGCUGCUGGAGUUCGUCUACACCGGCUCCCUGGUCAUCCACGCCGCCAACGCCAAGACCCUUCUGGAGGCGGCCAACCGCUUCCAGUUCAACACCUUCUGCAAGGUCUGCGUGUCCUUCCUGGAGAAGCAGCUGACUGCGGGGAACUGCCUGGGAGUGCUGGCCAUGGCAGAGGCCAUGCAAUGCACGGAGCUCCACAGCAUGGCCAAGGCCUUCGCCCUGCAGAACUUCCCCGAGGUGGCCGGCCAGGACGAGAUCCUCAGCGUCUCCAAGGACGACCUGGUCAGCUACCUGUCCAACGACAGCCUCAACACCAAGGCCGAGGAGCUCGUCUACGAGACAGUCAUCAAGUGGAUUAGAAGAGAUCCCGUCUCCAGGGUACAGCAUGUGUCUGAGCUCCUGGCAGUGAUCCGUCUGCCCUUCAUCCACCCCUCCUACCUGCUGAACGUGGUGGACAACGAGGAGCUCAUCAAGUCCUCUGAGGCCUGCCGUGACCUGGUCAAUGAGGCCAAGCGCUACCACAUGCUGCCGCACGCGCGCCAGGAGAUGCAGACGCCCAGGACCCGCCCGCGGCUGUCCGCAGGUGUGGCGGAGGUGAUCGUGUUGGUGGGUGGGCGCCAGACCAUCGGGAUGAACCAGCGGCCCCUGACGGCUGUCAACUGCUUCAACCCCCAGAACAGGAAGUGGUACCCCCUGGCCAGUCUGCCCUUCUACGAGCGCGAGUUCUUCAGCGUCAUCUCGGCCGGGGACAACAUCUACCUGUCAGGCGGUACGGAGUCCGGUGUCAUGGUGUCGGAUGUGUGGUGCUAUAUGUCUCUGCUGGACAACUGGAACCUGGUGUCGCGUAUGACAUCACCACGUUGUCGUCAUAGCAGCCUGGUGUAUGACGGUAAACUCUACGCCAUCGGAGGACUGGGCGUGGCCGGAAACCUGGAUCACGUGGAGCGGUACGACACUAUCACUAACCAGUGGGAGACGGUGUGUCCGCUGCCCAAACCGGUCCAUUCAGCGGCAGCCACGGUGUGCGGGGGGAAGGUGUACGUGUUCGGGGGGGUCAACGAGGCCGGACGCUCGGCCGGAGUCCUGCAGUCUUAUGUGCCUCAGACUAACACCUGGAGCUUCAUCGAGUCGCCCAUGAUCGAUAAUAAAUACGCUCCAGCAGUGAGUCUCAACGGCCUGGUCUUCAUCCUGGGCGGAGCCUACGCCAGAGCCACCACCAUCUACGACCCAGACAAGGGCAACAUCAAAGCAGGACCCAACAUGAACCACUCCAGACAGUUCUGCAGUGCAGUGAUUCUGGACGGUAAGAUCUACGCCACGGGCGGCAUCGUGAGCAGUGAGGGCCCGGUCCUGGGCAGCAUGGAGGUGUUCGACCCGAGCUCCAACGCCUGGACGCUGCUACAGAACCUCCCCUGCCCCCUCUUCAGGCACGGCUGUGUGGUCAUCAAAAAGUACAUCCAGAGCGGCUGACCUCCCCCCAACACACACACACACACACACA